This is a messenger RNA of Rosa rugosa (rugosa rose), 1834 nucleotides long. RefSeq names its product cytochrome P450 704B1. Bases 1 to 1644 code for a protein of 547 amino acids. The record is from RefSeq and is a predicted model, not a curated record. Gene Ontology annotation, molecular function: heme binding; iron ion binding; oxidoreductase activity, acting on paired donors, with incorporation or reduction of molecular oxygen. NCBI's taxonomy places the organism in Eukaryota, Viridiplantae, Streptophyta, Magnoliopsida, Rosales, Rosaceae. The transcript is spliced from 6 exons.
AUGGGAUAUCUUUUAUGGGAUUCUUCUUCAGAAGAUGGAUGCAGUAAGGGAUGGUUGAUGCUAGCUUGCACGGUUUUGUUAUGGAUCAUUAUCUAUAGAUGGAGCCAGAGGAACAGAAAAGGUCCCAAAACAUGGCCGUUAGUAGGAGCAGCAAUUGAACAACUCAUGAACUAUAACAGAAUGCAUGAUUGGCUUGUCAAGUACCUGUCCGAAUCAAACUCUGUUGUCGUCCCAAUGCCGUUCACAACUUACACUUACAUUGCAGAUCCAGCUAAUGUAGAACAUGUCCUCAAGACCAACUUUGCGAAUUACCCAAAGGGUGAAGUGUACCAAUCGUACAUGCAAGUCCUGCUCGGAGAUGGAAUCUUCAAUUCAGAUGGAGAAGUUUGGAGGAAACAGAGAAAGACUGCAAGCUUCGAAUUUGCAUCCAAGAAUUUGAGGGACUUCAGCACUGUUGUCUUCAGAGAUUACAGCCUAAAGCUCCAUGGCAUUCUGAGUCAAGCAUCUUUUCAAGGGCAACAAGUAGACAUGCAGGAAUUGCUGAUGAGGAUGACUCUGGACUCCAUAUGUAAGGUGGGAUUUGGUGUAGAGAUUGGAACCCUGGCUCCAGAUCUACCAGAUAAUCAGUUUGCCCAGGCCUUCGACACUGCAAACAUAAUUGUCACAUAUCGAUUCAUUGAUCCACUAUGGAAAAUAAAGAAAUUCUUAAAUUGGGGAUCAGAAGCUUUACUUGACAAGAGCAUGAAAACCAUAGAUGAUUUUACAUAUUCUGUAAUUCGGAAAAGGAAAUCAGAGAUAAAAGAAGCUCAACAGAGUUCAGAUAAAAACCUGCAAAUGCAUCAUUUAAAUAACCCAAAUCUUAUACAGAUGAAGCAUGAUAUACUGUCAAGAUUCAUCGAGUUAGGUGAAGACCCAGAAAGCAACUUAACUGACAAAAGCCUCAGGGAUGUUGUCCUCAACUUCGUAAUAGCUGGUCGGGACACAACAGCAACCACUCUCUCAUGGGCGAUUUACAUGAUAAUGACCCAUCCCGAGGUAGCCGAGAAGCUAUAUACGGAGCUUAAGACUCUUGAAGAAGAACAAGCACGAGAAGAGAAAGAUUCAUUACUCCAAUAUGACAAAGAGGACCUUGAAUCAUUCAAUCAAAGAGUGAAACAAUUUGCAGGACUCAUGAACUAUGAUUCAUUGGGGAGACUCUAUUAUUUGCAUGCAGUCAUCACAGAGACACUCCGUCUGUACCCUGCAGUCCCUCAGGACCCUAAAGGCAUAUUGGAAGAUGAUGUUCUACCAGAUGGAACAAAAGUCAGAGCAGGAGGAAUGGUAACCUACGUUCCCUAUUCGAUGGGUAGAAUGGAGUACAAUUGGGGUGCUGAUGCCGCUUCAUUUAAGCCAGAGAGAUGGCUCAAAGACGGUUACUUCUUAAAUGCAUCGCCAUUUAAGUUCACCGCAUUUCAGGCAGGACCAAGAAUAUGCCUAGGGAAGGACUCUGCAUACCUCCAAAUGAAGAUGGUACUGGCCAUUCUGUGCAGAUUUUUCACAUUCACUUUGGUUCCCGGUCAUCCAGUUGAGUAUAGGAUGAUGACAAUUUUAUCAAUGAAGCAUGGCUUGAAGCUUACAGUAGCCAGACGCUCAUCAGAUGCAUGAUGCUUGUAGAGCCAUAAGUUCACAAGUGUCAAAGAUAAUUGAAAGCAAAUAAAUGUAUUUUUCCAAGUGCUCUUGCCCUUUAAAGCUUUAGAGAUGAGAAGAAAAAUUAUCAUAAAACAGGGUCCUUCUCCAUUUAUGUAGUAUAUUCAAUUUACAAAGCUUCUACUCACAAAAGGCAUACAUUAUUCUU